Molecule: messenger RNA, 660 nt
Organism: Rhipicephalus sanguineus (brown dog tick)
Lineage: Eukaryota; Metazoa; Arthropoda; Arachnida; Ixodida; Ixodidae
Exons: 5
Coding region: 1-660 (219 amino acids)
Source: RefSeq, a predicted model, not a curated record
AUGACUUCAACGCCUGCGUCUGGUCAGAAAUCGUUAAGCAUUGCGACGUGGAAAAGGCGAUCGGACAAUCUUUCCCCUGAAGUUUUGGAGUACACUAAGGGUAUAAGCAACACUUACAAGUGGGUGUGCGACCUCGACAAGACUGCAGUUCCAUCCUGCACGAAGGACAACUACAAGGAGAGAAUCCGGCAGUGCAGAGGAUAUAUAGUACUGAAGGUCCUUCCACACAUCCAGGACUUGUCUGACGAGAACCAGUUGGAGAUAGCUUGCAGGGCGGUGCAUGAUUACCAAUCUUGCGUACUGAAGCAGACAAAACUAAUAUGUCCCAAUUCAAAGGAUUUGCUUUCAAACAAGUCGAUUUCCGAAAACACCAAGGGCCUGUUCAAUGAAGGUCUGUACUACUACCAAAAGUGCACCAGCAGAGUGAUUUCGGAGCAGAACUGCGGUAACAUUGAGAAGCUCAACAAAUCCCAGACCGUGCAGGCGCAUCUCGACUUGCUGAAGAAGUACUCAUUUGUCUGCACUGUUCCUGAGAACAGUAAACUGUGCAAGAUUUCGGGAAGCCGCCUGAGGGAGUGUUUAGGAAUCUUGGAGACAGUGGUGAUUCCGAGCGCCAACCUGAAUGCAUCCAGAAGAAACCUCUCAGACGCCUGCAAGUAA